Molecule: messenger RNA, 639 nt
Organism: Pollicipes pollicipes
Lineage: Eukaryota; Metazoa; Arthropoda; Thecostraca; Pollicipedomorpha; Pollicipedidae
Exons: 6
Coding region: 1-639 (212 amino acids)
Source: RefSeq, a predicted model, not a curated record
AUGCCCAAGGAUCAGGGGGAUGAGGAGCUGACCGUGGAGCUGCGGCUAGCCAGCUCGCUGCUGCACCAAGUCCGCGCCGUGUCGGGGGUGCCGGACUGCGACGGCAUGUACUUGCAGAGUCAGCCGUCCAUGCCAGAUCUGGUCGGCCUCACGCGGCGCCACGCCCUGCUGGAGCUGUUCCGUGUGUCUCUGUACGAGGCCGCACAUCUGAAUCUGAUGGCGCAAGACAUCAUCGACUCCAGCUACACGUGUGGCAACGAGACCUUCGACCUGAUGCACCAGAUCUUCACGUUGGCAGGUAACCUCCAGAACAUUCUCUGCGUCAUCUCGGAGAACAUUUCGCCUACAAGCCUACAACCGCUGCUGGAGACCGUUAGUGAGGUCACUCUCCACCGGUACAAAGACUGUCCGCGACGCUUGAUGAGGAACUGUCUGGUAUUGGAAAACACGGGCAGCAUGCUGGCUCUCUACACGCAGUACCUGCACGAGGCCGAGCUGGCCGAGAACGGCUUCCCGCACCUGCGCGCAGCCCGCGCCGUCACGCGCCGAUCGCACCGACUGGCAGUGCGCCGCGAACGCCACGGGAACCGCUCCAUCCACACGAGCCGAGUCCACCGCGCCCUGCUCCGCCCUCAGUGA